Messenger RNA from Procambarus clarkii (red swamp crayfish), 777 nucleotides. RefSeq names its product general transcription factor II-I repeat domain-containing protein 2A-like. NCBI's taxonomy places the organism in Eukaryota, Metazoa, Arthropoda, Malacostraca, Decapoda, Cambaridae. The record is from RefSeq and is a predicted model, not a curated record.
AUGUGUGUCUCAAGACUCAGGGAAUUGAAGGCUAACUUGAGAAAUCAACAUUGUUUUACAAAAAUUGAGAAAGGUAAUGUAACUUCCGUUACUGGAAGCUAUGAACUCAGACGAAUGAUCGCUUUGAGUGGGAAAUCUUACAGUGAAGGAGACUUCGUAAAACAAUGCCUUGGAAAAACGGCUCAAAUUGUGUGCGCAGAGAAAGCACACUUAUUGAAAGAUAUUUCAUUAACCAGGAUCACUGGUGCUGAAUGGAUUGAUAUAAUGUCUGGUGAUUUGAAUCAACAGUUGAGGGCCGCAUCAUCAAAAUUUGAACAUUUUUCUGUUGCUAUUGAUGAGCCCGUUGACAUCAAAGGAAUUACACAGCUUGCGGUCUUCAUGAGGGCCUGUGACAGUGAAUUAAAUAUUUAUGAAGAACUGCUUGAACUGUUCCCCAUGCAUGACCUUACAACCAGCCUGGACAUCUUUGAGAAAGUCGAGCAGGUUCUGCAUGGCUAUGGUUUGGAUUUGAGUAAACUUGCAUGCUUAUGUACCAACGAUGCUGCGAAUAUCGUUGGCAGACCUAAUGGUGUUGCUGCCAAGUUACUAAUGCAAAUAGAAACAUCGCAUCCAGAUUCAUCAUUUGCACCUUUUCACAGCAUUUUUUGCCAUCAGCAAAAUUUGUGUUCAAAGAUGUUAAAAUUGGAUCACGUGCUUACUUUGGUCACAAAGGACAGUGAAGUAUAUCAGAGGCCGAGCUCUCAACCACCGUCAAUUCAGCCAGUUGUUGGAAGAUGA